UCCUUCCCAAGUCGCCACCGCGCAGUCAUAAGCAACAGUGACUCAGAUCCAGCUUUCUACUCUGUCGCUCUCUCUUCUCCAGAGAGCUCUGCUGAGAUCUCCAAUGGCGUGGCACUACCGAUCCAGUAGCCCAGCUUGGGUUGUGAUUCUGCUCGUCCUUCUCCUCUUCUUUGCUGCUGAUGCCUCUGUUCAUGACUACACCGGGGAGAAGUUCGCGGCGAAGGGAAAUGCUUUCGUGCUUCAUGGUGGUAGUGAGGGUCUUUACGCUUCGGUUCCCAGCACUAAUUCUACGCUACCGGACAACGGGGAUUCAUCCAUUCGAUUUGAGAAGAUUAUAUUUACAAGGCCAGAGGAAGAGGCUUCCUUGAAGAAAGACAGUGACAAGGUGAUAGUUCAGGCCAUAGUUUUUGAGGUAGAAGAUCGUGAUACAAUUGGAGGCUCAGCUUACGGAGGUCAGAAGGCUGUUUGCUGCACACCAGAUCUAGCAAAAUUGGGUGUUUGCAUUGAGGGCACAAUCAUUUAUCGUGCGUCCACCCGGAACCCUAAUUGGCCACAAGUCUUCACCGCUUCAUUUGAAGGAAGAGCUCUAGUUGCAACAUUAGCACCAGAAACUAUUCACAUCACAAGAACUGGAAUGUAUAAUUUGUACUUUAUUCAUUGUGAUCCUUCCCUUGAUGGGCUGGUUAUAGAUGGGAAGACUAUAUGGAAGAACCCCACUGGUUACCUACCUGGAAGGAUGGCUCCUCUCAUGAAUUUCUUUGGGUUCAUGUCUCUUGCCUUUGUGGUGCUUGGGCUCUUUUGGUUUUCUCAGUAUGCAAGGUUUUGGAGGGAAGUCAUGCCACUGCAGAAUUGCGUAACACUUGUCAUUGCAUUGGGCAUGUUUGAAAUGGCAUUGUGGUACUUUGAAUAUGCAGAAUUCAAUGAAACUGGUAUCCGUCCAAGGGGGAUAACAUUUUGGGCCGUGACAUUUGGUGCUAUUAAACGGACAAUUGCCCGUGUGCUUAUCCUUGUUGUUUCAAUGGGAUUUGGAGUUGUGAGACCCACUCUUGGUGGUCUUACCUCGAAGGUGAUGAUGCUUGGAACAACCUUUUUCUUAGCUUCUGAGGUUCUUGAAUUGGUAGAGAAUGUAGGUGCGGUAAGCGAUCUUUCUGGAAAAGCAAGGCUAUUCUUGGUUCUUCCUGUGGCUCUAUUGGAUGCAUUCUUCAUUCUUUGGAUUUUUAGGUCCCUCGCCAAAACAUUGGACAAGCUUCAGUCUAGAAGAUUGAUGGUCAAGUUAGACAUAUACAGGAAGUUCACAAAUGCAUUGGCUGUUGCUGUCCUUGUAUCCGUCGGUUGGAUCUGCUAUGAGCUAUAUUUCAAAUCAACAGAUGUAUAUAAUGGGCGAUGGCAAAGUGCCUGGAUCAUUCCUGCCUUCUGGCAUGUCCUCUCCUUCUCUCUUCUGUGUGUUAUUUGUGCACUUUGGGCACCUUCCCAAAACUCAAUGAGGUAUGCUUACUCUGGUGAUGCAAACGAAGACUUCGACCGAGAGAGUUCUCUUUCUUUGAUAAAACCAGGGCCAAUUCCCUCAAAUGACAUCCAGAAAUUGGACACUGAAAGAACAUCAAGCUUGAAUUCUUCUGAUCCCCAUAACGGAGAUAUUGAAGAAGAUAAGAGGGAGUAAUAAUCAUAGUCAUGCAUGACAUGCUUGCUCCAUCAAUAUUUUACUACACUACUAUGAAGAUCAGUUCAUACAAGCCCUUUUAUGGUAGCUCAUCUUUGUAAUACUUAAGUUUUUCAAGCAUGCAUUAGUGUUUGUAUCUUUAUUUAUUCUUUUCUCACUACAUACUGAGAUGAACCUCAUUUGAACCUUGUACCGAUGAAAAAUGUCUAUGUUCCAUGA
Molecule: messenger RNA, 1879 nt
Organism: Dioscorea cayenensis subsp. rotundata (Guinea yam)
Lineage: Eukaryota; Viridiplantae; Streptophyta; Magnoliopsida; Dioscoreales; Dioscoreaceae
Product: transmembrane protein 87A-like
Exons: 5
Coding region: 104-1660 (518 amino acids)
Biological process (GO): transport
Cellular component (GO): Golgi apparatus; membrane
Source: RefSeq, a predicted model, not a curated record